UCACUUCCUUCGUACCGCGAUCUCACCACACUAUACGACAGACAGAAGAGGACGCACUAAGACAAGAGCAGAGUGAUGAUACCGGGUUAAAGAUAAAUCAGCCAGAGCUAAAGAGACAAAAGUUGCUCGCCACGAUUAAACUGACACCGCGGUUUUCUUUUCCACUGAACAUCAUCCUCGUCCACGGCUUCAAGUUUCAAAUGGACAGACACUUGGAGACGCCUGGCUCAACAAGCAUGGGAUUAUUUCUGUAAUGUGGAUUGCUACUCCCUUGCAAGAAAAUAAAGAUCUGCUGCGGAACAAUGUGAGACGUUGUGCAUCUUGGAUUCUCGUGUUUCUGGAUAUCUUGAAAAUAAUUGGCAACAGUUGAGACAAAAAGAAGAAGUAGUUAACACGCGAAGGAUUGUAUCCUUGGGACCAGCAUGGAUUUGCUUUUACAACCUCCUGCCCUUUCAGAGAAGUUUUAGCCGGUCCUCUUGUAUAUUGUCGUACUUGUGAACUUCAUGCUUGAGAACAAAAAGCCACAUUUGGCCUGCUGAUUUUAUUUUUUUCUAAACAAAGAUUGUCUGCCCCCUUGGAUUGGAUUUCAAACACCAUGAACUUUAUUGACAGUUUGACACUAUUAUUUUUGACGCUGUCAGCUGUCAAGAGUGCCCACAUACCGAGGGAAACAGAAAGAGGUCCACAUAACGUGAUCCCUCUGAUGGAGGUGUACAACAAGAGUUUGUGUCAACCUCGGGAGCUUUUGGUGGAAAUUCUGCAGGAGUAUCCAGAUGAGGUGGAGCACAUCUUCAUCCCGUCAUGCGUCGUUUUAACACGCUGUGCCGGCUGCUGCAACGACGAGAUGCUGCAGUGCACGCCGACAUCCACUUAUAACGUUACAAUGGAGAUUAAAAGAAUUAAUCCCAGGAGGCAAAAAAAUGAUAUUUUCAUGAGUUUUACAGAACACAGCGCAUGCGAGUGUAGGUUAAAGAAUGAAGUGACAGAAAAGAAAGAAAAAAAAUCCCGGACAGGCAAGAAUAAAGGCCAAAAGAGAAAACGAAAGAAAAACCCUGAAAAUACAAUUCAUGAUGCUGUUUGUGAGCCGUGUUGUGAUCAGUGCUCAGAGAGGAGAAAGCGUUUGUUUGUACAGGACCCUGCAACCUGCCGGUGCUCCUGCAAACACACAGACGAAUACUGUAAAGAACGCCAGCUAGAGCUCAACGAGAGGACCUGCAAAUGUGACAAGCCAAGAAGAUGAGAGAAGUGGGGGCACCAGAUGUACAAGAUGAAGGAAUAUAUUAGAGAUACUUCACAGCACGCACUUUUUGACCUUUGAACCGUAAGCUCUUCUUUUCUGUGGAAAGCAUUCCCCAUGGACCGAAACAGAACAAAAAGAAGGACUGAACUGAAAUUUCCUCCCACUGUAUAUCUGUGUGUACAUAGACCACAUUUAAAGAGAGAAAAAAAAGAAUAUACAGAAUUGUUGCUGCUACUGUAAUAACUAAGCCCAUGAUUCGUCUAAAAGCAAAAUAGGAGCUAUGUGGUUUUGCAUUUCUAGCAGGCUUGCAGUGCAGGUGUAGUCUUAUCGUCAGAUCAUUGUGUACAAUUACUCCACUGGAUACGAGUCUACUGUGGUUGUUUCAAUCAUAACAUGCGAAACCUCUCAAUCUAAUAUAUAUUUAACUGCUAAAACAGCAGGCAGGACUGAAGAGGACGUGGGUGUCUUUUUUUUUUUUUUUUU
Molecule: messenger RNA, 1723 nt
Organism: Haplochromis burtoni (Burton's mouthbrooder)
Lineage: Eukaryota; Metazoa; Chordata; Actinopteri; Cichliformes; Cichlidae
Gene: vegfab
Product: vascular endothelial growth factor Ab
Exons: 8
Coding region: 596-1240 (214 amino acids)
Biological process (GO): response to hypoxia; vascular endothelial growth factor receptor signaling pathway; positive regulation of mast cell chemotaxis
Cellular component (GO): membrane
Molecular function (GO): vascular endothelial growth factor receptor 1 binding; chemoattractant activity; heparin binding
Source: RefSeq, a predicted model, not a curated record